Messenger RNA from Rhopilema esculentum, 2724 nucleotides. RefSeq lists its product as uncharacterized. Lineage: Eukaryota; Metazoa; Cnidaria; Scyphozoa; Rhizostomeae; Rhizostomatidae. The record is from RefSeq and is a predicted model, not a curated record.
UUACAAAAGGCGUUACCACGUUGAGAUUGUCGGUCCUAAGGUCAAGGUUGAGUUCAACAGGAACAGUGAAUUGCUGUUUAUUAAGCAACCAGUUGGCUUUGCAUCAUGUCUAAAGAACAAUUUGAAAUAAAACACACAUAUUACUUCGAUGCUGACGAGUUUGAGCGUAGUAUCGUGCUCACAGACGACGAAAUUGGACAUGGGUACGGUGCCGCCAAGCCACACGACGAGGCUAAGAAGCCAUCACCAUGCCUCUCCAAGUUCGCGAGCUUUUUGAAUGCUUAUAUUCUGCCGAUAGGCCUUUUGGUUUUCGUAACUUUUGGAGCCCUUGUUCCCCAGCCAGGUGUCGCAAUAGCUUGCCAAGGGACAAAUUACUUUUGCGUUAUUGGCAUAUUCUUUUACAGUGGUCUGUUCUUGAGGACUGAGGAAAUGAAGGCAGCCAUUAAGGCCUAUCGAGCUUCAAUUUGGGGUGCUAUUUCUAUAUUAUUCAUAACAUCAUUAAUCGGCUCGCAAUUAACAGUAUUGCUGACAUUUGACGAACCAAGUAUAUUUCACAACAGCACAAAGGAAGGUGGGCCGGACAAUGCUCUUUUUGGCUCAAGCGAAUUCAAAACUGGCUUUCAGUUGUUUUUCAUUGUCCCCUGCACAAUAUCAAGUGGAGUUUUAAUGGUCAACCAACUUGGUGGUAAUUAUGCCUUGGCUGUGCUGUUGACUGUUGUGUGUAACGUGGUUGGUAUUUUUACAGUGCCUCCUAUGCUGAGCUGGCUUCUUGCGUCAAAAACAGAAGUCAAACUGGACAUUGUGGCCAUGUUGGUAAAAAUGCUACUCACCCUUCUCCUUCCACUGCUGGUGGGCAAGGCUUUGCAGUACAUCAAGCCGUUUUAUGCGUUUUGCAAGAAGAUCAAGCCCGUACUGCGCAUCAUUAGUAUCUUCCUUUUGAUUUGUCUUGCAUUCAUGAAGAUCAGUCAGGCAAGCGAUGCAGGAAGUCUUGACAAGGUGUCUGCUGUCAAUAUUGUUUUAUUCAUAUGCUGGUCGUGGACUGUCCACUCGGUUUAUCUUAUUCUAAAUGGCCUAGCGAGCUUUGUUUUACGACUUGGCGUGGAAGAGGCAAAAUGUAUUGUUAUUCUCGCAAGUCAAAAGUCUGUGGCUAUCGGUAUUGCAAUUGUCGGCUACCUUCCUGCCGAAUUCGGAGACCAGGGAUUGAUGGCAAUACCUUUGGUUUUGUCGCAUUUGUCCAUGAUUCUCUUCGACGCAUGCGUAAUCUCGAUUUGGUUGAAGAUCAGUCCUAUGGAAGAGGAGGAAGAUGAAGAAAAGCCGCUUCUCAAACAUGCAAUAAUUUCUGGUUACACAGAACCGGAUGGGUCCAUAAAUCCAGCUUUUCAAGAGGAUGAAGAUCCUCAACCAAAAGUGUAAACAUUUUUUAAGAAUUUUCCAGAAUUGUGAGGAACAACUCUUUGGAAUAUAACUGUUUAGGCCCAUUAGCUUAUUGCAAUGUGAUUUUUGGAAUUCAAUAAAACACAGUGAUUACUUUUUCGAUCUUGACUUUUGCUAUUGUAUUUGUUGCUGGUGUGAUGCUUUUGGAGAACUAUAUUCUCCUUUAUAUUUUAUACUUGCAGAAGGAUUGACAUCAGUGCUACACCCUGCCUUUCAAAUUGACUGACUCCUAUUUGUAAUUUAAUUGUAGCCAGUCAGGCCUCAACAAGUGCAGGGCUCAACAAUGAGAAAUUUUAGCAUGUGAUGGUUGAAUAUUAAGAAAAACGAGUGAAGAGUCGUUCAAAUCGAGUAAAGGUAGCAGGAUGUUGUCCCUGGAAUGUUAAAAUUUAUUGGUGACAUAAAGUCAACCAAAAAUGGCAGAUUUUGUGUUUAUUGUAAAGUAUUCUUCUGUUUUUUAGUUGGUUAGUUAGUUUUAGAGAUUAAGCUACUUUAAAUUGGGAUUACCAUGUUUAUACUGCCAUUUCAUGUUUGUAUCCCAUGACAGUAUCUUGUCAAUGCAUGUCAAGGCGUUGCGGCGAUCAAUAUAUUGGAAGAGCAAGGUGGGAAAUCAACAACAGGGACCAGAAUGGCCAGUGUACAAUCACUGCCAAAAUUACUUGGAACACCUAACACUUUGGGCUGUGCUUUUCUAUUUUUCAUUUGUUUUCUUGAAUACUACCACUUCCGCCCCCCUUUCCCCCCAAAACAAUGUUGAAAGUAUAGAAAAAUAUCAAACAAUCCACAAGAAAAAGCGUACUCCAUAACCCCUCUCUUUUUACUAAAGUAAAUCAACAUUGUUCCUAGGGGGAGAGGGGGAUGGCUGAAUUUGCCUUUGAAAACCUACGUUAGUGUUCCAACACUUUUGGCAGUGAUUGUAGGUUGGAAGUUGUUUAUCAAGACAAUUGUUUCGAGCAUGUCACUAUCAGGUUUUUACUAACCAGGAAGAUUCUAGAAAUUAUUUGCAUGAAAUAUUAAGGAAGAUAAGAAGUAUCAAAUUUGAUUAGACUUUUCGAUUUUACUGUUUAGGUUAAAGGUGUAGUGUUUUCAGGAUUUAUCAAACUAAUUCUAGGAAUGAAAUGUCUUGUCACUGCUUCACAAUGUCGUUUGUCUGAUUUAAAUGAAUGCUGAACAUUGCAAUGCUAUAUUGUAUAAUCUGACUUUUAAUCAUAACAUUCUUGUCAUAAUAUUAUGUGAAUAAUAGCUAGGUCUACUUUCUAAUACGUAUAUUUUAGAAUGUUUCUAUUUUUGCAA